Macrobrachium nipponense is the source of this 3488-nucleotide messenger RNA. Its product is annotated as E3 ubiquitin-protein ligase HUWE1-like. NCBI's taxonomy places the organism in Eukaryota, Metazoa, Arthropoda, Malacostraca, Decapoda, Palaemonidae. The record is from RefSeq and is a predicted model, not a curated record.
AAAAUUGUUCCCAUUUUAACUUCAUGGCUUGUUUUUUUUUCAGGCGGAUGAGCAGUGGAUAAAACCCAUGAUUUGGCACUUGUGCCAAGAUGAAGGUUGACCGUUCCAAAUUAAAGAAAAGCAGCUCAGAAGUUCCGGGGGACUGUGGCUGGCUUAUAGAGAAACUGCAAAAAUGUAGCAAUGAGGAAUUGUUGCCAGUCCUCCGAAGUGUGGAAUCCUGGAAUUAUGGAAAAUGUGAACUUUAUCACUGGAUUGAUGUACUAGACAGAUUUGACACUAUAUUAGAGGAAGCAGCUGAAAAAGAUGAAGACAAAUGGGUCCUACCUUGUGACCUACCUGAAAACAGUCAUGUUCAGGAGCUGGUGGUAUGGGUACUACACUUCACAACCUUAUUAGUGGAACACUCCUUCUCACGACACCUUUAUUCUUCAGUGGAACACCUUAUUACCUUACUGUCAUCAACGUCUAUGACUAUUGUCUUAGCAGUACUUAAUCUACUUUACAUGUUCAGUAAAAGGUCUAAUUUCAUCACCCGCCUUGCUGUAGCCCCUCGCCAAGCCCUUUUGAUGCGUCUCAUAAUUUGUUUCACUGGGUUUCAGUCCUUUCCUGAAAAUGCCACCACCCUACAUUAUGAGUUCUAUGGUGAACACCAACAACAGCCACAACAGCAAACAUCGCAGCAGCAACCACAACAACAAACUGGUGACUCUCCAAGUGGAAGCAGCAGUAGUGGGGCUCGCAGUAGUAAUUCUAUCAUCACUAUUCACAUUGAUAAUAUGCAGAAUAUAUCAAAGUCCCCUGCGCAAGUCAUGGAGGAGCUUUUACAGGUCUACAAAGUGCCUAUGGAGAAACAGGACAAUGCUAAUACAGUGUUAUAUUCUGGGCUUCUGGAUGAAUUUGUGGAGGUUUUGGAAAUUCACGAUCCAAAACUUACUGAAAUUAAGGCUGCCACAUUGCGUACUUUGACUUCAAUUAUUCACCUGGAUCGUAUGCCCAGUUUCCCUAAGUUGAAUACAAUAAUUGAUGUAACAGGUGCCUCCUCUUACCAUGGAUUCUUGCCAGUUCUGGUUAGGUCUUGCAUCUCUUCGUUAACAGCCACCAACCCGCCGGUUCCCAACCCCUUUCCUGCCCCACUUGCCACAGCCCUGUUUUCAUUCCUUUAUCAUUUAGCAAGUUAUGAAGCUGGUGGUGAAGCUCUUGUCUCUUGUGGCAUGAUGGAGUCUCUCAUAUCUGUUGUAAACUGGAAGGGAACGGAGCCGGAUCACAUAACUUUUGUGACCAGGGCAGUUCGUGUUAUCGAUCUCAUAACCAACUUGGAUAUGCAUGCCUUUCAGACACAUGGAGGGCUUACAGCCUUCAUUAGAAGAUUAGAGGUGGAAGUAGACGAGUGCCGAAAAGAACAACCUUUCGUCAUUACUCUGCCAGCACCGCUUGCAGAAAAUGAUUCUCCCUCUUCAGCUACAGAAAGCACUCAAGCAGCAGCAGCUGCAGAAAGAGAAGCUGACUGUAGCACAGAAAGUGCAGAAGUUGGGGACACAGCCACUCCAUCUCCAAUGGACACAACCGAGUCUUAUACUACUGGUGCGGCUGGAACAUCUUUUCAGACAAAUGAGGUUGAAAACAUAAGACCCAGUACUUCAGCUGCAGCAGAUAUAACAGGUAGUUCUCGACCAGAUUAUAGUGAAGCAAAGACAGGUUUAUCGUGCUUGCCCCAGAGAGCAGCCCUAGUGAAAUCAAUGUUGACUUUUAUUUUUGAAAAAGCAAUUCAAGAACCUGGUUUCAGUGAAAGUAUGAGACACUUAAUGGAAGGAAGUCUACCAGCUUCCUUGAAACAUAUCAUAAGUAAUGCUGAGUAUUACGGGGCCUCUCUGUUGCUCGCAACUGAUGUUGUUACUGUAUACGUGUUUGGGGAGCCAUCACUCUUGUCCUCCCUUCAAGAUAAUGGUCUCACAGAUGUUGUGUUACACGCAUUGCUAGUCAAAGAUGUACCUGCUACAAGAGAAGUAUUAGGUUCCCUACCAAAUGUAUUCAGUGCUUUAUGCCUUAAUUCUCGUGGUCUAGCUGCAUUCGUAGCUUGUAAACCCUUCGAAAGACUUUUCAAGGUUCUGCUGUCACCUGAUUAUUUACCCGCCAUGAGGAGACGAAGAUCGUCGGAUCCAAUGGGAGACACAGCAUCCAACUUGGGAAAUGCAAUGGAUGAGUUGAUGCGCCACCAGCCAAGUCUUAAAGCCCAAGCAAUGAAAGCCAUUGUUAAGCUCUUAGAGGAAGUGUGUCUGUUGGGAAGUGAUACUCUACAUAUGCUGGAGACUCCUCCAAAAGCUUAUGCAUCCAGCACCUUGUCCCAUGAGUUGCAUUCUGCUUGCAGAACUCACAAUGACAAUUCAAGUGAUGAAGAGGAGGAGGAGGAGGAAGAAAGGGAAUCUGGUGUUGCUGGUCCUUCGGUAUCUAGUGGGCAGCGGGAAGAUGUACCACCCACAGACACAACUACAGGAGAGAAAAGACCUGUCCCUCUUGUUGAUUAUGUUUUGAAUGUUAUGAAAUUUGUAGAUGCCAUUCUCUCUAACAAUUCAACUGACGACCAUUGUAAAGAAUUUGUUUGUCAGCAGAAGGAAGGUUUGGUUCCACUGUUGGGUAUUCUUGGAUUGCCCAAUUUACCAAUUGAUUUCCCAGUGUCACAGGCAUGUCAGUCUGUAGCAUCUGUAUGUAAAUCUAUUUUGAACCUUGCUCAUGAGCAUGGUGUUCUUCAGCGAGGACUCCAAUGUCUAAAUGAGAAGUUAGAAGCCCUAGCACCUCUUCAUGAACCCCUGCCAGCACCUGGAGGCUCAGUGCUGCUGCGUGAACUAGCAUCUGCUCCAACUCCUGGGGAAGCAACAGCCUUCCCACAAGCCACUCCACUACUUCAUACGUUGAGUGCAGUCCAUGCAUACAUAAUGAUGCUUGUUCAUGUAUGUAGAACUGGGCAAACAGAAAUCAGACAGGUAUCCAUCAGUCAGUGGGGAACAGAUUUAGGAUUGAGAGUGUUAGCUGGCUUAACAAAGUUAUAUACUUCACUGGUGUGGGAAUCUACAGUACUUCUAGCUUUAUGUUCUGAUGAUGGAUUACCAGCUGGCUGCUUAUUUGGGAAAGAAGAUACAGAAAAAUUACUUCCUCCUGAUUUAAAGGGUGAAGAAGGCAGUCGAAAUGAAGCUGUUGCCAUGGAAGUUACAGAAAGUAAUAACAGAGGCAUAUCUGAUAACGGUACACCCCUUGGGGAAGGUACCUCUGCAGAAAGCCCUACUCGUCAACAGUCAGCAGCAACGCAACACCAGAUGAAGUUGAUAAAGCCCCUACUGUCAUCAGCUUCACGAUUAGGAAAGGCUUUAGCCGAACUCUUUGCCUUGCUUGUUAAGGUAUGUGCGAUUGAGAUUAUGAAUGAAUCUGAUUGGUUGAGGAGUGUUAAUUUAGAGUUAAUGUUGUUGCAUCAAAACCAUUAGGGCAACAGAAUUUCA